Molecule: messenger RNA, 2171 nt
Organism: Xiphophorus couchianus (Monterrey platyfish)
Lineage: Eukaryota; Metazoa; Chordata; Actinopteri; Cyprinodontiformes; Poeciliidae
Gene: dnase1l1
Product: deoxyribonuclease I-like 1
Exons: 11
Coding region: 173-1123 (316 amino acids)
Biological process (GO): DNA catabolic process
Cellular component (GO): nucleus
Molecular function (GO): deoxyribonuclease I activity; DNA binding
Source: RefSeq, a predicted model, not a curated record
UUUGACCGUUCUCUAGCUGAAAAUAACCAGCAGCAGCUGUAAAUGUGGACCAUGUUUUAGUCCCACCCCCAGGAAACAAAGAAGGCUGCCCUAGUUUUGAGUUUCAGCGGAGAGAAGACGGAGAGAAAACAAGGCUAGCGCCGUUCCUGCGACACAAGAAGCAAGAACAGCUAUGACGUCCGUGUCCCUCCUGCUGUCCCUCCUGCUGGGUGUGGCUGAUGUUCGAGGAGGGUCAGAGUUCAGAAUCUGUGCCUUCAAUCUUCAUCAUUUCGGGGAAUCCAAAUCUAACAAGAACGAGAUCAUGAUAACUCUGGCCAGGAUCAUUACUCGCUGUGACGUGUGUUUGCUUCAGGAGGUCAGAGACCGUAAAGGAACAGCCGUAUCAAAGCUGCUUCAAACGAUCAGAAGGUAUGACACGAGGAACCAGUAUGACCUUUUGGCCAGUGAGAGGCUGGGCAGGAAGGGGUCAUACCAGGAGCAGUACGUGUUCGUCUACAGGACCAACACUGUGAAGGUUACUGAUCGGUAUCAGUACCCAGAUAAUAUGCCAGGAGAUGAAGAUGCUUUCUCCAGAGAACCUUUUGUUGUUCGCUUCAAAGCCCCAAAGACCUCUAUACAGGAGUUUGUUCUCAUCCCUCAACACACCACUCCGACCAACGCCACUAAAGAGCUGGAUGCCCUGUAUGACGUCCUGCAGAACGUGAGAAGGAUGUGGAGAACUGAGAACGUGAUGCUUCUCGGGGACUUCAACGCCGACUGCGGUUACCUGGCAAAGAAGAACCGGGACAAAGUGCGUCUGAUUACAGACAGGAGCCUCCAUUGGCUGAUAGGAGAGGACAGCGACACCACCGUGAAACACAGCACGUCCUGCUCCUACGACAGGAUUGUCAUCCACGGAGAAAAGUUUAACGGAGCAGUUGUCCCUUCCUCAGCCCAGCCAUUUAACUUCCAACAGGAAUACAGACUAACAGAAGAACAGGCGCUAAAUGUGAGCGACCAUUACCCAGUGGAGGUCCUGCUGAAGGUCAGCAGUUCCAGAUCCUUCAAUGGAGUCACUUCCUUUACAAGCAGCUUCACUGUGUUUCAGUGUUUCUGCCUUAUAAUCUGUCACCUUUUGUCAUAGCAACUGGACAGCGAAUGUAUUGAGAUGUUUUAUAGCUCACCUCUCAACACAUUCAACCUGAGUUCAACUUUAAAACCUUUUGAUUUCUAGUUCUAGAAAAUGAAAUAAUAUGCAUGUUUUUUUUUCUCUCUAACUCUUGUUUUUCUUUGGUGUUGUACUUUCCACUGUUUGAAAAUUCCUCCAUUUUUUUUCUCACUUUUGUCAUUUUAUCCAUAGAGAUAAAAUAAAUAUCUAUUAUUUUUUUUAAAUAUUAUUUAUUUUUUGCACCAGAAAUACUUCAGUUCUGUAAAUAAAAGUUGGACGUUCUUAGCUACUUUUUGUGGAUACAUUUUCUCUUCAGUGAAUCCUCAGCACCUUCAGAGUGACUAAACUAUAUUUAUCUAGUAACCCUGGGAUUAUAUCUGAAUAUAAAAGUACAAGAUUUUAAUCUUUGUGGCUCCACUUGACUUCAAAGUGCAAUGCUUCUUUCAGACACGGCUAAACAAGAUAAAAGUAAUUAUGAAGACAUUUUAUGACUAAUGGAAAUGGAAUAAAACCUAAAAGACAGGUAUCUAAAAUGGUGUCAAAUAGAUAUUUUUUUUUCAUUGCAUUGGGAGCCACAUUUAAAACACUCCUCCCUAUAUAAUAUAUAGAAAGUGAUUUAAUGUUGGGAACACAUAUGAUGCCCUAACCUAACAAUUUACUAAAGAUUAUAGGUGGAAAAAUUCAGUGUGUUAUUUUGCGGUUAUGAAAAGUUUAUGAGUGAAAAAGACAGACAUGUACAGUAACCAUGUGCCUCUGUAGUUGGAGGGGAACUACGCAUCAUUUUUACACAGGAACCUGUGCCCAGAACCUCCAGGUUCUGGCCACCUGAACCAGAGCCUACAACCAUACAGCUGCAGGCGCUACUGCUUAAGACGACCAAAUCCCGCUGCACAUCUACAUGUUAAAGUCGUCAAAAUCAAGCUAGCACAACUGACCUCCCUCACUCCCUGGCUGUUUUAUUAGUUCUAACUUUUUACUGACAUGAUACCAUUGGACCCAACAUUAAAAUAUGUUGUGCUUUGUA